CAUCUGUAUCUGCCAUAUGCUGCAUCACAACUCGUUCUCACCUACCCACCGUUCUCUUCUCUGGCUACUAAACCCAUAAAGCCACAAGAGGAGUAGCACCCCUGCUCUUAUUGUUAAUCGUUUUUAUCUUUAAAGCUCACAACCCAUUUCUCUUUUGAGAUAAAAGAAAACAAGAAACCAGAAAGAAAACGAUUAUGGCUUUUGAGAAGAUCAAGGUCGCCAACCCCAUCGUUGAGAUGGAUGGAGAUGAAAUGACUCGGGUUUUCUGGAAAUCAAUCAAGGACAAGCUUAUUUUCCCAUUUGUGGAGUUGGACAUAAAAUACUUUGACCUUGGCCUUCCUCAUCGAGAUGCCACAGAUGAUAAGGUUACAGUUGAAAGUGCAGAAGCUACUCUCAAGUACAAUGUAGCAAUCAAGUGUGCAACGAUAACUCCAGAUGAAGCUCGUGUGAAGGAGUUUAACUUGAAGCAGAUGUGGAAGAGUCCAAAUGGGACGAUUAGGAAUAUUUUAAAUGGCACUGUUUUCAGAGAGCCAAUCAUUUGCAAGAAUGUCCCACGGCUUGUCCCAGGUUGGACAAAGCCAAUUUGCAUUGGAAGGCAUGCUUUUGGUGAUCAAUAUAAAGCAACUGAUACAGUUAUUAAAGGAGCUGGAAAACUCAAAUUAGUGUUUGUGCCUGAAGGACAGGAUGAGAAGACAGAGUUAGAGGUUUUCAAUUUUACUGGUGCUGGUGGGGUGGCAUUGUCCAUGUACAACACUGAUGAGUCCAUCCGUGCAUUUGCUGAGGCUUCCAUGAACACUGCAUAUGAAAAAAAAUGGCCACUUUAUCUUAGCACAAAAAAUACCAUCCUUAAGAAGUAUGAUGGAAGAUUCAAGGACAUCUUCCAGGAAGUCUAUGAGGCCAACUGGAAAUCAAAGUUUGAGGCUGCUGGGAUAUGGUAUGAACAUCGGCUUAUUGAUGAUAUGGUGGCUUAUGCUCUCAAGAGUGAAGGUGGUUAUGUAUGGGCAUGCAAGAACUAUGAUGGAGAUGUGCAGAGUGAUUUCUUAGCCCAAGGUUUUGGAUCACUUGGAUUGAUGACAUCUGUACUGGUUUGCCCAGAUGGAAAGACUAUUGAAGCAGAGGCAGCCCAUGGUACAGUUACCCGACAUUACAGGGUUCAUCAGAAGGGUGGUGAAACCAGCACCAACAGUAUAGCUUCCAUCUUUGCUUGGUCACGAGGUCUUGCACACAGGGCUAAGUUGGACGACAAUGCUAGACUCUUGGAUUUCACCCAGAAGCUUGAAGCAGCUUGUGUUGGAGUAGUGGAGUCUGGCAAGAUGACAAAGGAUCUCGCAUUGCUUAUUCAUGGAUCCAAGCUUAGUCGAGACCAGUAUCUGAAUACCGAAGAGUUCAUUGAUGCUGUGGCAGCAGAGCUGGCAGCAAGACUCGGUAUCAAAGCAUAAUUGAUAUUGAUAGUGGACAUGAAGAAUGAAGAAAACCGCUUUACUGGGGAAGAAAUAAAAAACAGAGGAGAAAAAGAAAGGCAAGGCGCGAGGGCUAAGUUUUUGUUUCUCCUAUUUGCUUAAGCAGACUCCUCAUAUUUGAUUAAAUUCUAUCAUUUUCAAUUACAUUUUUUCCUGGGCACAUUAAGCUCUAUUUUAAUUCAAGAUGGUUUUAAUUUAUUUCCGUUGAUUUGUAUGCUAUAGAAUUGGAUUUCUCAUCA
Molecule: messenger RNA, 1699 nt
Organism: Jatropha curcas
Lineage: Eukaryota; Viridiplantae; Streptophyta; Magnoliopsida; Malpighiales; Euphorbiaceae
Gene: CICDH
Product: cytosolic NADP+-dependent isocitrate dehydrogenase
Biological process (GO): NADP+ metabolic process; isocitrate metabolic process
Cellular component (GO): mitochondrion
Molecular function (GO): magnesium ion binding; NAD binding; isocitrate dehydrogenase (NADP+) activity
Source: RefSeq, a predicted model, not a curated record